CGGGAGGAGCGGUACCUGCAGCCGACACCAGGUCGCGGGCGGGGUACGGUACAGUGUCGCUGUACCGGCGCCAGCCUCGCCUCUAGCAGACGCCGGGCGGUCUGUUUGCUACACCUCGGGCACCGGAUCCGAAGAGGAAGAGCCCCAGGGGAGGCUAACGUGCGCCCGCCCGAGGCUAUGGCGGGCCAGCGCUCGCCCAGGCUGGCUGGCGUUAAGGUGUCCUGGCUAACACGGGGAGGGAAAUCGAAGGAGAAAGAGGAGCCGCAAAGCUCCCCGAGGCAGGAGGAGAGGGGCCCGCUGGUCCAGGCCAUGCUGGAGCACGGGGGAGACCCGUGGGACUGUAAAGUCGUGAGGCAGGAACCCACGCUGAAAACUGCGGAGAGGCUCUGGCUGGAUUACGUGUCCGUCUAUCAUCCCAAGGGGGAGAAGAAGUGCUCGGCCCUGCAGUGGCUGUUGUUCCACCUGUCCCGGGCCUUGCAGGCGGCGGUGGAGGAGAAGGAGCAGCGCAUCCAGACGCUGCGGGACGCGCUGCAGGUGUGUCGGACCGAGGUGCUGGCGCUGCGGUGCGACGGCUCGCUGCUGGCACAGCAGGACGAGCAGCCGCGGGACGGGCUGGCGGCCGGGGCGGCUCGGAGCGCCUGGCCGAGAGGCAAGGUGCGGGGCUCGGGCAGCCUGCCCGCGCUGCCCAGGGGCCUGGGCCGGAGGAACGUGGACGCUCUCGGUAAGGCAGACCGGGACCUGGAGGCGGGGGAUGGGGAUGGCUGGAGUGUGGAGGCGCGGGAAGAGUCGGCGGCACAAGGAGGGGAUGCUGUGGGUGCUGGGAUAGUGCAGGUGCCGGAGGGAGACGGAGGCCUUGGAGAGAGGGAUGCCUCCAGGAAGGAGAAGGUUUGGAGGAAAGAGAAGGUCUGGAGGAAACAGAAGGAGGGGUGGCCUGUGUGGGUAAACCGAAUAUGGAGCUUGGAGCAGAGCACUCCCUUCACGCCCGAGGCGGCAAAGCGCGCCGUGACCGCCAUCGGGCUGCCGUGGCCCAAGGUGGGGGCGGUCAUCAGAGCCCUGCCUGCCGAUGAGACCUCGGGCGGGGAGAUCUUACGGCUGGUGAUCAGAAAUCUGGGAGAGUACGAGCCUCUCAGGGAUAACAUGGAGGGGGCACCCUGGAGAGAUGUCCAGGAGGUGUCAGCCUACGUGUGUGGGAAUGUCUUGCUCCGGGUGUUAAAGCAGAGGGAGAAACCUGUAACGCCCGACUUUGACGUCUUUGGGGUGACUGUGGAGCAGGGGGAUGUGGGGGUGCUGGCCUGUCGUGCUCCCAAGCUGCACAAGGAGUUUUUCAUCAGCCUGGGCUCUACUUUAAUCGGCCGCACCCUUGGUGAGUGCAUGGCUACCUUGGAGAGCAUGGGCACCCUGAUGGGAGCUGAGGGGAAAGGGCAGGCGAAGAAGGACGGCAUCGGGGAAAAGGGGAGGAAAUAUAUUCCUAGAGGGACAAUUUGGAAGUAUUUGAUAAGCCAGGGAGUGAGUGAGGGAGAGCUAGAUAGCCAGCCCACGGGAGUUUUAAUUGUCAAAAUGAAGAAGAUCUUUCAGGAAAAGGGGAUGAAGCAAGAGGAGAUUCUGGAAAAAAUGAAGCAGAUGGCUCUCUCAGAUCCUCCCCCUGACCCAAGGAGAAAGCCGUACCCACGCUCAGAGGAACUUAAGGAUUAGGAGUCCCAGCUGCUGGUGUCAGUGGGACUGACCUCCGGUGUACUGACCUGAAGAGCAAGAUAGACCGAGGCAAUGGCUGUGUGUGAGGUUACUGCUGACACCAUGGUUUGGUGUUGGUGUGAAGUGUUUAACAGACGUGGUCCUCCUGUCUUAAGUGAUUCAGAUAAAGGAAAACACUUGACAGAUGCACCAGUCCAGAAGUUUUGGGAAGGGGUGCAUUGGUUAACUUGCAUUUCCCACCAUCCACGGUCCUCUGGGGUAGUGGAGAGAGCUUAUGGGUCUGUCCAAGGGAGAUGGAUGCUAACUGAUGAAGAAAGAAGUCUAAGCUGGAGCACCUCUGUUUGCCUGCUGGGCCCUGGGAGCAAAGAGCUUGCCAGGUACCACUGCAGCCUUAUGGGCUGGUGUGUGACCUUGCCCCACAGACUGCCAUCCUCUGUAGCAGUGCCAGCGAGCCACUGCAUGCCCUCGAUCCUGGUGCAGUCAGCAGAGAGCAAUGAGCCCCUGCAGUGCUCUGGCAUCGCACAGCUGGGGGACAGCAGGCUAAUGCACAGCCACAGGAAAAUCAACCCCCACUGGCAAAUGGGGCCUGUCCACACCCCUGGUACAAAGGAGAAGGCCCAGAGAAAACUUGGGUGUGAUUGUGGUUUGUGAGUUGGGAAAUGCAGAACUAACUGGAAACAAAGAGGGAUGGGGUUUAUGGGUAGAUGGGUUCUACUGCCAGGAAAUUGGAGUGUUUCUAACUAAUAUGUGAGAUUAUUCUUUAGGAUCAAAUGUGGCUGUGGGAUUGAUCACAUGUGUGGAGCACUGAGAGCCAUCUUCUUCGAGGUGCUCCUUGUUAAGACAGCAUCAGGAAUACUGUUAAAGCAUUGCCGGUCCUGGUGGCCUCUAAGUGUAAGAGUGAUGGUUUGGGUGUGGAACUCUUGCUAUUAAUAGUUUUAUUUCCUUCAGAAAAUACGUCAAAAGUAUUUUAGUGAGACCUGGACACGAUGGAGAUGACCUCAUGUGCUUGCUUUCCUGGUAGUAAGCAUUUGUUAAUAGUCUUUCUAGAACUGACUUCACCUGUAAAGAAGUAUAGACUGGACAAAAGGUGGAAUUAAUAAAUUAGAUAUUCCUCUUGGAUCCUGGUAUGAGUCAGCCACAAAAGUUGCAUGGGAUACAAAUGGUACCUUUGCAACCAGUGUGAUAGUAGGGUGGUGCAGUUGCACCAGCUGAUACGCUCUUAAUUGACUGGAUAGUGGCAGAACCAGAAUCUGCACUGAGCAUAUCUAAAGCUAAAAGCACACCGUCCACAAGUAUCUGCAAACCCUGUGGGACAGUAUCCAUAUUAAUCCUGUAACAUGGGGAAGGAGAUGGGGGAUUGAUAGGUGAGGCAUGAACUAUCUGGAAUACAUCCAGAGUGUGACCUGCAUGUGCAGAGGCUGUGCAAAAGCUCCAUCCUUGGAGGUACUCAAAAGCUAUCCAGAGACAGUCUUGAGCACCUGGCUGCAGGUGACCCUGCUUGAGCAGGGGGUUGGACCAGAUGAUCUCAAGAGGCCUCUUUCAACCUCGGCAGUUCUUUUAUUCAUUCUAUGAAUGUGGCAGCAAUUCUGAAUUGUAUACAAGGUAAAUGGGUAAGACACUUCAGACUGUUGUCUUUGUGUGAUGCAACAACAAUGGGUAAAAGCAACCGCCAAGUUAAACCAAAGCAAACCAACAAACUAUAAGGGAUUAAAUUCAAUAGUAUUAUCUAUUUUACUCUUGUUCUAUUGGUAGCUGAUAAAACAUCUUUUUUCAGGUGGAUUAGCUCUGUUCUCAUGGGUAACAUGCCAAAGAAAUCCCAUGUUUCAAGGGAAGUUUCACCAACUGCUGUUGCAAAGGGACAACUAAAUGAAACGUAUGUGUUGUAGUCCUGCACAAUUGGUUGUGAACCAUGGGAGGAUAUUGUCACAUGUCAGUAGAAUGGGGAAUGCCGGUGGUGUUUGGGAACAGGCUAUGUAUGCGUUGCCUCACCUGUAACGGGAGAGUGGGAGGAUAACAUGAGCUCUCUGGCUCCAGAAGAUCAAAGAUGUGGUGUUACAUCUGCUGCCAGCGUACAUCCAUUUGCCUGUUCUCAAAAGCAAGGUUUUGCUCUACACCGAGGGAUUGGUGGCUGAGAGGUUUUGCUGGGAUGAGGUGUUUGGAGAAGACAGAAAGGAGCUGAGAAGCUGGAGAGCAGACAAGGAGUUCCCAGCCUGAGGACCACCUUGGCAAGUAAGGAACUGUCAGAACUGGAGACUGAAGCUUGAACUGUACCUAGUUGGUGUGAUGUAUCCAUGGGCUGAUUUCCACAAGCUAGUGCUAUGCAGCACUUGAUGUGCUUAAUCCUGUACUUGUUAUUAGUUGUGAUAAAAGUGAUGUUGCUCUUUGAAAUGAAGCAAAGCAUGUGUAGAAGAACAAAGGAAAGAGUGUGCUCAUGUGCCCUGUUGAACAUCUUGUGUGCAUUUCUAGCCUGAGGGUUGUGAUGGCUUCCAGCUGAAAGUGUUUGAGCUUAUGAGCACCCAGAGUAGUGUGAAUGUCCUUGGAGGAGGCUGGGCAGACCGGGGGGGGUGGCUUGUGGUAAGAAGUCCCAUUGGAGCACACAGAGCCGUGGCCCAGCAGUGCUGGCAGUAGGGAUGACAAGGGCCUUGGCUGCUGCUCUCUGGUAUGUAAACUGCCAGAUAAGGCCCUGUGAGUGCUCCCCCAGCUUGUGUGGAAAUGGAGGCUAAAGUGGAAUUGUUGUGUCCACUAAUCACACAAAACCCCCAAUGGGACAACCCUGGGGGAGUUGUGGGGAGCCAGGCUGCCCGCAGUGGGCAUCUCAGGCUGGGGCUGCCUGGAUAAUGGCACAGGCAAUGCCACAGUUAGGUAUGGCUGUGGCAAAAUGAGGACCAAGGCAGAGGAAGUAAUUGGGGACAGGUGACUUAUUUGUGAGGGAUUUGGUUAAAGGAGAGCAGGUGGCAAAAAGGUGGUCCUUGAGGAAGAAUGAAGGAUGAGGUAUGAAGUCCAUGGAAGAAGACUAGCAGGCUCCUGCUGAUGGUGGGUGCCUACAGCUGGCAGCAACACUGAGCUGUGGACUCGAGCCCUGGGAGGCUGGAAGGCUCUGCCUGGGGUAACCCGAUGGACUCUCCCCAUCAUGUCUCUGGCCAUAUGUCAUGACAUGGGGUGAUGAACCUGGACUUUGGGACUUUGCAAACUGCCAUUGAGGGCUGGCUGUGUGUGAAACUCAGUUCUGAGAUGGAGAGCUUGUAACUUCAGAGCUGUGCCUUAUGGUUUGCUUAACUUGUGUAACUUAAUCAGUGGUGUGCUACUUAGUAGUUCAUUAUUUUUCUGGUUUGCUAGUUUCCUUACAGUGUGCCUGCCAGUCAAUAAAGACUGUGCUUCAGUUAUGUCUUGGGUCACUGACCUGAAGGGGGGAACCAGCUGGGCACAGUCAGAGCUGUGUCUGCCCCAUGGGUGCACUGCCUGCCAGGAGCCUUCCCCUCAGAGCCCGGGCAGCCCAGAUUGCACCUGCAAGACAAGGGCUGGUCCCUGCCUGCCCAGGAACACUAUUACCAGCCUGUGUGCUGUCAGAGGUAGAAAUCCAGGUGUGUAGUGGCCAGGCAGAACCAUCAAGGCUACUGUAGGUUCUCAAAGUCCACUCACUCUGCCCCACAUUGACGAGCAGCACCAAGAGCCUGCCAGGGUAGAUGUUUGGCGGGAAAAGCCCAGUCUCCAGCUGCCUCAGAAGAGCAGCAGACUCUCAAUGCAACAAACAAAAGUAUGUUCAACCUUUAGAAGAAUGAGACUAAAGGUCUGCUGAAGUUCGGUGCCACAUGAUGGGCAAAUCAAGUUCAUCCUUGAAGUGUUACAAAUGAAGUAAUUCACUCUGAUUUCAAUUGUUUUAAACUCAUGACUCUUA
Messenger RNA from Colius striatus (speckled mousebird), 5587 nucleotides. RefSeq lists its product as uncharacterized. The transcript has 2 exons. The record is from RefSeq and is a predicted model, not a curated record. The coding region runs from base 178 to 1692 and encodes 504 amino acids. NCBI's taxonomy places the organism in Eukaryota, Metazoa, Chordata, Aves, Coliiformes, Coliidae.